Salmo salar (Atlantic salmon) is the source of this 13386-nucleotide messenger RNA. RefSeq names its product Ral GTPase activating protein catalytic subunit alpha 1. NCBI's taxonomy places the organism in Eukaryota, Metazoa, Chordata, Actinopteri, Salmoniformes, Salmonidae. The record is from RefSeq and is a predicted model, not a curated record. Gene Ontology annotation, biological process: positive regulation of GTPase activity; regulation of small GTPase mediated signal transduction. Gene Ontology annotation, cellular component: nucleus; cytoplasm. Gene Ontology annotation, molecular function: GTPase activator activity.
ACUCCGCCAUGUUUUGAGAUUUUGCGGAGAGGUGUGUUGGUUGGGUUACGGAGAGGGUAGCAACAUUUUACAUACGCGUUUUUUUCUGGAAAAUGCACACCUCUCAACUAAUUUUAUCUAUUUAUAUACAUUUUAUCGUCCAUAAGACUGUUAGGUCGCAGUAACGUUACAUCAAAUGACAACGGUCCCACAGCUCACUUGUGGUUAGCUAUCGUUUGAAGAAGAUUAGAAGGGGCUUGCUCCCUACAAAUUCUUUCGUCUCCUGCUUUCGGAAUGUUUUCCAAAAAGCCUCAUGGGGACGUCAAAAAAUCUACACAGAAAGUGUUGGAUCCAAAAAAAGAUGUCCUGACACGUCUGAAACACUUGCGGAUUGUUAGUGAAAAUGCUGAGUCGGGGGAUCUGAAGCACUUCUUUGACCAGUACUACUCUCACAUCUACUAUGUGUUCUUUGAGAACUUUGUCGCCAUUGAAGUCAGUCUCAAACAAAAAGGUCACAAAUCGCAAAGGGAAGAACUUGACUCCAUUCUAUUCAUAUUUGAGAAGAUUCUGCAGCUCCUACCAGAGCGAAUACACGGACGAUGGCAGUUCCACAGCAUAGGCCUCAUCCUGAAGAAGCUGUUGCACACUGGGAACUCUUUAAAGAUCCGAAGGGAGGGUGUGCGUCUGUUCCUGCUAUGGAUGCAGGCCCUGCAGGGUAACGCGCUGAGAGAGCAGCUAUGGAUAUUUGCCUGUCUGAUCCCUGGCUUCCCAUCCCCUCAGUCAGAGCUGGGACCCCGUACCCUGGACAACCUGGUGAACCCCCCUCUCAGCCUUCAGGAGACUCAAGUGACUCCAGAAGAGAUCAGUCCCCUGGUUCCUCCACAGUCAGGGGAUAAGGGCCAGGAAGACCUCACAGGAUACUUUCUAGAGGCUCUUCUGAAAUACAUGGUAAACCAGGCCAAAAGUCUGGAGUGGAAGUGCAAAGACAACCACGAGAAGGGCUUCGCAUUCCUGUUUGGAAACUUCAAGAAAUAUUACCUGCCGCACAUAUUCCCUAACUUUUCCAAGGAGACCAGUUUGUACCAUCCCAUAUUGGAGGUUCCAUCAAUGAGACCAAAGCCUUACUACAGUGUGGUGAAGAAAGACCCAGAGACCAACGAGGCAGUGUACUGUACUAAGGAGAGCCUCCUCAACGCGCGGGUCAUCUUCAUCCGCUGGCUGGUGUCCUUCUGGCUGGAGCCACGCUCCAACACUGGAACACACAUCCCUGGGGUGGACGGAGAGAGGGAGAGUGUGCCAAAGAACAUCCAGAGGGCAGCAGCUGGGCUGGCAGGGCGGGGACAUGGGCUGGGGGAUGACUUGGGCCCCAGGGCAGACAGCCUGGAUGGAGGGAUGGGUUGUGAGCAGGAGCAGUCCCACUCCAACACCUCCACCCUAACAGAGAGGGAGCCCAGCUCCUCCAGCCUGUGUAGUAUGGACGAGGAGCACCUCACUGACAUGGAGGUUGUGAGAAGAGUCCUCUGUUCGUCCAGGACCAAUGUCAACUUCAUCACUGAGAUUUUCCGACAGGCCUUCCUGUUGCCGAUGUGUGAGGCUGCAGCCAUGAGGAAGGUGGUGCGGGUGUACCAGGAGUGGUUUGCCCAGGAGGACAAGCCUUUGUUUAUGAGGGAGCCGGAGGAGGAGAGGAUCUUUUCCACCGCCGGAGAGGUUAACCUGGAGCCUGUACCCCAGCAGGGCCCAGAGAAGGAAGAGGAGAGGGUGAAUAAAGUGUCUGAGAAAGAGCUACUGGAGUACAGUGUGCGUGCAGGUGUUCAGCCCACUCUACAGGUGUUUGUCACCAACUCGGCCAAUGUGUUUCUGCUGGAACCAGCCAACGAGCUGAAGAUGCUGCUGGAGGAACAUGUUGACAUGUGCAAGAGAGUCCUUAACAUAUACCGCAGCCUGGUCAUGCAUGAAACCAUGGACCAGAAGACAUGGGAGCAGAUCCUGCUGGUCCUGCUGAGGGUGACCGAAUGUGUGAUGAAGAGACCUCCCUCAAUCAUGCCCCACGGCAAGAAGAACAUGACCCUCUCAGGGAGACUGGCCGGGGCAGUCUUUCAGACCCUGAUAGUGGCGUGGAUCAAGGGGAACCUGAACGUGUACAUCUCCAGGGAGCUGUGGGAUGACCUGCUGGCCGUGCUGUCCUCGCUCACCUGCUGGGAGGAGCUGGUCACAGAAUGGUCCCUCACCAUGGAGACGCUCACCAAGGUUCUGGCCCGCAACCUGUACAGUCUGGACCUCAACGAGCUGCCGCUGGACAAGCUGAGCGAACAGAAACAGAAGAAACACAAAGGAAAAGGGGGAGCUCACGAGGGCCAGAAAAUGUCUGUGGACCGUUCGUUCUCUAAGGGCUGGAGCAGGGACCAGCCUGGGAGUGGGAGCGGCCAGGCAGCAGCCAUGAGGCAGCGCAGUGCCACCACCGCUGGCUCCCCGGGCAUGGAGAAGGCCAGGAACACCAUACGCCAGAAGACUGGGGCCCUGCGUAGCUGCUCUACGGGCGACAGCCUCCUGUCCCAAGCCUUUAUCCGCAGCGCUAAAAGUGCCCCUGUCCUCGUCCAUCACCACCACCCUCUCCUGCCUGACUCUGUCCUCACUCCCCUAGCUGACAAGCUGGCAGACAUGGACGAUCCCCCGAUGGCCUCUCGGACCCCCAGGAUCCGCCACUGCUCCCAGAGCGAGGAUACCCCGGCCUCGGAGUUGUUUUCGGGGUCUGACGACCUGGACCCCCAGGGGUCCACGCUCCCCCGCAGCAGCAGCGCCUCCGACAUCAUGGAGCCCUUCAUCGCCGAGAGGGUCAAAGGUGCACUUCCUGUCCCUGACAGUCCCCCUUCUCACCCCACCACUGCUGUCUCUGUCCUCCACGACCACGCCCUGCACCCCCCCAACCCCCCCACUACCCUAGGAAGCAGCGUAGCCUCUCUGGAGGUGGGGGAUAGCAUCUAUGACCACCUGUGGCAGAUGAUAGGCCCCCGCCCCCUUGCCCCUGACUGGACCUGUGGUGGAACCUCCUUCUCCUCCACCCUCACCCAGUCCUCUGAGAGAGAGGAGGAGGGGGGGGAGACUGAGGGCGAGGAGGACCUACUUAGCUCUCUCAGGGAGUAUCUGAUGCAAAGAAGCCUGGAGGAGGGAGGUGGAGGGGGGGAGAGGGGUGGCCCUAGUGAGGCUGUGACGGUACAGUCAGGGUCACAGCAGGUCAGGAGACAGGUCCAGGUAAGGCAGCAGAGCAGCUUGGACUCAGCAGAGGAGGACAGUGCAGAGGCAGAGCAGCAGCCUCCUGAGAGGAGCAUUUAUGAGUGUCUGGAGCAGAGUGAUGACUGGGAGCUGGCCAGCAGGGGGAGCUCUAGUCUAGACCAGCAGGUAACUCCUCAGGGCACAGAGAAUAGGGGAGAGCCCCACUUGGUCAGGCAGGAUGCCACAGAGUGUGAGUAUAAUAAUGAUACAGGAGGUUCAGGCCUACAGGCCCCUCAGCCCCGGCAGCAGUCCCAUUCCCUCCACCACGCCCUCAAGCCCAGGUUGGUCCGGGGCAGGCUCAAAAAGCACCACGGGGGAGGGGUGCACGUCAGCUUCCGGCCCUCCACAGAGUCUGUCCAGUUCCACAACCCUCUAGACUCCAAGGAGGCCCACUGGAGGACCAGGCUGCGCCGCCUCAGCCACUUCAGCAGCCACUCUGUAGGAGUGGGGGGGUCUGGAGGGGCAGGGGUGGGUGGGUCAAAGGGUAAAGAGAGGUCAGGAGGGGAGGGGGUGAGCGGCAAUGGGGAGCAGCCUGAUGGGGAGGCCAGUGGAGUGGGGGGUCAUGCGACAGGGCAAGGGCGUGUCCGUCUUGGGCGCUCUGCCCUUCGGCCCCGUGGGACUCGGUCCAGAUCCCAGGAUGCGGAAUCGGGGAUCAGUCCCUCUCGGCAGCAGCAGGGGGCUCUGUUGGGCGGUGUGUAUAAAUCUGUGGUCCAUGCUCUCUCCAAGCCCAAGGCCCACGCCUCCGGCUCCGCGUCUCCCCAGCGGCACAGCAAAGCCCCCGGCGGGGCCACAGAGGCGCCCCUGAGGGACCUGUACACUCAUGUAUUGGGCUAUUUUGGAAGAAAAGCACCAGCCAACAAAGAGGACCCUUGUCAGAAGAUGCGGCCUGUGUCCAGUGACGCAGGCAACAGCAGCCAAAACUUUGGCGACCUGAUGGACGAGUUUAUCCAAGAGCGUCUGCGAGCGGGAGGCACCUCUGGUAUGACCAGGCGUGGCAGCAGCCCCGGUAGUCUGGAGAUCCCUAAGGACCUGCCAGAACUCCUGAACCGUCAGAACUCCACACGACCCGUGGACGACCCCGGCGUGCCCUCCGAGUGGACCUCCCCCGCCAGUGGCAGCAGCAGCGACCUAAUCAGCUCCGACAGCCAAUCGGACUCAUUUAACGCCUUCCAGUACGCCAACUGCAAGUUUGAAAAUUUCAGCUUUGGUCCGGAUGGCUGUGGUACGGGGUCGUUGGACCAGGAUAACACUAGCCUGGGAGGAGUACCCCUGACUGCAGAGGAACAGGAGCUGUCCAGCCUCACCACCCUGCACAUUGACUCAGAGACCAGUAGUCUGAGCCAGCUUGGCCUGUCUGCAGAUACCGUCACCAUCACAGGUUCAGAGAGUGCGUCCCUGAUGCAUUCUCUGGGGGGUUCCCGCUCUCAGACCCCGUCCCCAGCCACGCUGACCGCUGAACAUGUUGCUCUGCAGCACAAGGACCUGCAGCUGGAUGAGAAACUACAUCACUCUGUAGUACAGACUCCGGAUGACCUGGAAACCAGUGAGUUUCCUACAGAGGACUGCAGUGUGAUGGCUGGUGGCUCGCUGACCGGUUGGCACGCUGACGUUGCCACGGUGAUGUGGCGGAGAAUGCUAGGCAUUCUGGGAGAUGUGAACACCAUUAAGGACCCAGAGAUCCACGCCCAGGUCUUUGACUACCUCUGUGAGCUGUGGCAGAACCUGGCCAAGAUCAGAGAUAAUCUGGGGAUCUCUCUGGACAACCAGUCAUCUCCUCCUCCCCCGGUCCUCAUCCCUCCCCUUCGGAUCCUCACCCCCUGGCUCUUCAAAGCGACCAUGCUGACUGAGAGGUACAAACAGGGGAAGCUGCACGCCUACAAGCUCAUCUGUAAGAUCAUGAAGAGGAGGCAGGACGUAUCGCCCAACUCGGACUUCCUCACACACUUCUACAACAUCAUGCACUGUGGCCUCAUGCAUGUCGACCAGGACAUAGUGAACACCAUCAUUAAACACUGUUCUCCUCGGUUCUUCUGCAUCGGCCUUCCCGGGGCCACCAUGCUCAUCCUGGACUUCAUCAUCGCAGCCAGCAGAGUCACAGCCUGCUCUUCGCUCAACGCCCCGCGGGUGGAGGCUCAGAUCCUGCUGGGUUCUCUGGUGUGUUUCCCUAACCUGUAUGAGGAGCUGCCCGCCCUGCACCCCACCACCGCUGACGUGGUCAUGACCAAGUUCAGAGACGUCAAGGAACACAUCAUCAAACACAUCCUGAGUUCAGCCAGAGAUGAGCCUUCAGCCCCAGCCAGGUGUGUGGCCCUGUGCAGUCUGGGUAUCUGGCUGUGUGAGGAGUUGGUCCACGGCACCCAACACACUCAGAUCAAAGAAGCCCUCAACGUCAUCUGUGUCACUCUGAAGUUUCCAAAUAAAACUGUCGCGCUGGUGGCCUCCGACAUUCUGCACUUGCUCAUAAACUAUGUCGAUGACCUUCAGAAAUUCCCCCCAGACACUCCAAAGAAAAUAGUUGAGAUCCUCAUAGCGACCGUAACUCACCUACUCCCCACUACAGAAUCUUCCCCUCAUGAACUGGACAAGAGGUUGGUGGUGUCUCUGCUGUUGUGCCUCCUGGACUGGGUGAUGGCUCUGCCUCCUAAGACUCUGCUGCAGCCUGUCCAAACACUCAGCCCUGACAAGGACAAGCCAGACAAGUCUGUCCUCAGCUGUAUCUAUAAGGUGCUGCAUGGCUGUGUGUAUGGGGCCCAGAACUUUAACAGCCCCAGGUAUUUCCCCAUGAACCUGUCAGACCUGACCAGUCCUGACUACGACCCCUUCCUGCUGCUGGAGAGUCUGAAGGAACCAGAGCCCCUCCACUCCCCUGACUCAGAACGCUCCUCCAAACUACAGCCUGUCACCGAGGUGCGGAGCCGUAUUCAGCAUGGUCUGAUCUCCAUCGCAGCCAGGACAGUCAUCACCCAUCUUGUCAACCACCUUGGCCACUACCCCAUGUCUGGAGGCCCUGCCACCUUAACCAGCCAUGUCUGUGAGAACAUGGACAACCCAUACAGCGAGAGCCCUGACCUGGCCCCAGAGCUCUUCGACGGGCCCAACCUGCAGUUCUUUGUCCUGAACGGUACCACCCUCCUGUCCUGUCUCCAGAUCCGGGCUGAGGACGGUGUGCCCGGCGGUGGGAUGUCUGCAGGCCUCACCACUACCAGCGCCUGUGUGAGGGUUAUUGUUAGGGAUAUCUCCGGCAAACACUCGUGGGACUCGGCUGUACUGUACGGCCCGCCUCACUGUGCUGCUCCUAACCAGCCCCUGCACCUCUACAGUAAAAGACCUGCAGAGAGAACGAAUACAGAUGGGGAGAAGAACCGAGCAGGGGAGCUUGGAGAGAGGGAAGAAAAUGAGAGGGAAGAGGGGACUGCACUGGAGGAGGAGGAGGAGGAGGAGGAAGAAGAAGUGGUUGUGGUGCUGGGAGAGGAUGAGCUGGGAGAGGAGGAGCAGGGGGAGGCUGUGGAGGAGGAAGAAGAGGGGGAGGAGGAAGGUGCCUUGGAGCUGAUGGCCCCGCAGGCCAAGCGUGUGUGUCGGGAGGUGGUUCCGUCCUGGGACUCCCUACGAGAAGAUGACGUUCUAGAUGAGAUGCUGCAGUACCUGGGCUACUCCAGCCCCGAGUGUCUGCAGCGCGCCGGAGCCCCCCUCAACAUCCCCGCCCCGCCCCCUGUCUGCGUCUCGGAGAAGCAGGAGAAUGACGUGAUCAACGCCAUCCUGAAGCAGUGUGCUGAGGAGAGGGACUUUGCGGUGCACAGGGGGAAUGGGCUGAACAUGAGGGCUGUGGAGCAGGGGGAGCCGGAGCCCCACAGGCCCCAGUCAGCCUUCUACUACUGCAGGCUGCUACUCAACAUCCUGGGCAUGAACUCUUGGGAGAAGAGGAGCAACUUCCAUCUCCUGAAGAAGAACGAGAAACUGCUUAGAGAGCUGAAGAACCUUGAUUCCAGGCAGUGUCGUGAGACUCACAAGAUAGCUGUGUUUUACGUGGCGGAGGGGCAAGAGGACAAGCACUCUAUCCUGUCUAAUACCAGUGGUAGUCAGGCCUACGAGGACUUUGUCUCUGGGCUGGGCUGGGAGGUGAAUCUGACCAGUCACUGUGGCUUCAUGGGAGGUCUUCAGAGGAACAAGAGCACGGGUCUGACCACGCCUUACUUCGCCACCUCUACCGUGGAGGUCAUGUUCCACGUCUCCACACGCAUGCCCCCCGACUCUGACGACUCACUCACCAAAAAGCUACGCCAUCUUGGGAAUGACGAGGUGCACAUCGUGUGGUCGGAGCACUCCCGAGACUACAGGAGAGGCAUCAUCCCCACGGAGUUUGGCGACGUCCUCAUCAUCAUCUACCCCAUGAAGAACCACAUGUACAGCAUCCAUAUCCUCAAGAAGCCAGAGGUCCCAUUUUUCGGGCCGCUGUUUGAUGGAGCCAUAGUGGAUGAGAAGAUCCUUCCCACCAUGGUCCGGGCUACAGCCCUCAAUGCCAGCAGGGCUCUAAAAUCCCUCAUCCCCCUCUACCAGAACUUCUACGAGGAGAGAGCCCGUUACCUGGAGACCAUCGUCCAGCACCACCUGGAGCCAACCACCUUCGAGGACUACGCAGCGAGGGUCUUCUGCCCCGCCCCCUACCACCACCAUCUCUCAGACCCCGCUUCAUUGUCUCUGCUCGGUGGCGACAGGCUACAUCACAUUGAUUCUCUCUCCAGCUUCAUUGUCUCUGCUCGGUGGCGACAGGCUACAUCACAUGCAUGCCGGAAAUGAAAGGAUCAUAAUCUAUCACUUGUGUAUAUCUAAAGGUAAGACUCCUGGAAACCCCCGCUCCCUUCUGAUUCACUUGUAACAAUGUUAUGAACAUCCUACUUUUCCCCAUACCUAUCGGUCUCUCUCUCUCUCCACUGACCAAAUCUGCUGAUCUCAAUCGUUUCUUGUUUCUUCUCCAUCAUGUUGUCAGAUGAGUGUCUUAACUUUAACAUUGAACCUCAGACCUUGCAUGCUUCCACCAUAACAGGCUCAAGCCUUUUCUCGUGUUGUCCUCUGUUCAUCAUCACUCCCACUCUGAAUCCUGUGUUUUGAUUCUAACCACUAUCUUCCUCUGUGUGUUCCUGAGCAUGAAUUUACUGGAGCUCUGCUUCUUUACCUUUUUACACGUGUGUUCACUACAUCUGAAAUGUUCAGUAAUUGUUAGGCAGUCAAGUCUGUUUUAUGAGCCCAGUCAGAGCACAGUACAGUUGCUCUCUAUACUCAUGGACUGACAGACGCACACACGUUAUGUAGCCAUUGAAGAUGGCUGGCCCUGAAGAUCAAUAUUUAAACAGCGUAAACGUUGGUAAGUAAGUGGAAUCAUUGCAUUAAUGCGCCAGUCAACGUGUGUGUGUGUGAUGAUGUGUUUAGGUGGUGCUUCUGCUGUCUUUGUUCUCUGUGCACCUUCUAUUGAUUCCCCCUCUGCUCACACCUCUUAUCUUUUCUCUCUCCUGUUGUCUUUGUCUUCUUCUUUUUGCGUUUUUCCAAUUCUUUCCUUGCUUGCUCUACCCCGCUGUACCGCUCCAUCCCUGCCUACUCCUUCAAACUGCUUCAUUACUUCCUCUUCCCUUUUCCUCUCCUUACCCAUUUUCCAAUUCACCUCUACUGACCUCUGUUGUCCUGUUGUCUCCUCUUCUACUUUCUUCUCCUCCCCUCUCCCUUGUGGCUUUGUGGCUUCUCUUCAUCUUCCCCACCAAAGAGAGCUUGAUAUUUCUGCUCCUUCCCAAAACUCCACUAGAAAACAUUGGGCUCGGCAAGGUAAAGGGCAAAGGCUUGAAACGGAAGGUCUUUCAUGCUAGCUGUGAAUGGUACGCUAAAACAUGAACACGGCAAAGUACCUUUUUUUCUUGUUCCUUCUUCCCCUGUUUCCUUCUUCUUUAGUGUCCUGUGUAUUGUUCUCUGACGGUCUAGGUGUCAUAUCCCUGUGUUUUAAUAUUACCACCAUAGUUGUUUGGAUUCAUUUCAUGCACAUUGAUGCUUUGAUUCAUCACAGUUAAAAAGAGCUGACUGUAUUCUCUGUAUAAUACAGUCACUAAAACACAAGUCAAAACAAUGAUUUUCAAAGAGAUGUAACACCUCUACCACUACAGUAGAAAUUAAAGUGCAUGUACUGACUUUCCCCUGGCUUUCCUUAGACUAAGGCUAAUAUGAGCUGGGGACUAACCUCAGAAAGGCAGGGUGUAGACUGGAGGAGUAAGAUCCAGUAGUAUUUGGGGGGGGGGCAAGCAGCUGGCCCUGCCUUCAGCAUUGCUGUUUUAUUAUUGACUGUAGUGGGUUGGCUGGGCAGGUACGGGGGGACUCUUAAUGCCUGUGCUCUCCUUCCCUCCCUCUGUUUCUUCCCCUAUCCUUCAUCCCUCCCUCUCUCCUUUCACAGGCUCAUGCCUCGAGAGUCAGGAGGGAGGAAGUCCAGCGGCAGUGCAGCUAGACGGGGCCGACCAGUUAGCCUCGCCAAUGUCCCCUCGUACUAGCAAGAGCCGCAUGUCCGUGAAGCUCCGACGCUCCUCCGGCUCGGCCAAUAAGACCUGAUCGGACAUUCCCUCUGCUGACCGUCCUCCACGCAACGCCCUGCAUGAGGUCACAGCCUUCAGACUCUCUGUACUGAACAGCUAGGACUGCACUGCAACUACCAGCCUUUACCUGCAACUACCAGCCUUUACCUGCUAACAGUGCUGCAUCGCAUGUUAUGUACCCCCACUAUAUGGACAUGCCUGCCCUGCAGGGUCAGAAUCAGCAUCACCCCUACUGCACCACCCUUCCUAGAUGCAGGAUAAGGCCUUGAACAGAGCCAGACCCUCAGGGGCCAGCCCAGGGGCCCCCAGGACUUGUGCUAGCAGGGCCUCCAACAGAAUAAACAAGUCCCCUGGGCAAGGUUAGCUAACUAUGCUCACUACCACCACAAACUUUAUGCUAAAUAUAAUAUACUUAGAUAUAUAAAAGAAGCAGCAUCGGUUUGGUUUUGUAUAGAAAGCAUAAAGGCAACAUUCAUUGUAAGUCGCAUUGUUGAUGGUUGAAAUCACUUGAUAUUAGACUGAGAUGGUGAACUACAGUGUGGUCUUUCUCUGCUGUUGUAGCUGAGCAGAGUGGCUAAUAUCCUGUCCUCCUGGCUCUCUGGGCCCCUGGCUCUGGGCACCUGACUCUCUGCACCCACUAGGAAAGGGAUUGUAAGAGUUUGUAAGAAAGGACAAAGAAACACAAAGUAAGAAAAGCUUAUUUGUCAUAUUUGGUCACUGUGUCCACCGUGAGACAAAUGUGUAUAUAUAUAUUUGUACUAUAUUCUGUAUAUACAGGAGUUGUCACUUUCUUUACACUUGGACUGAAGCAAUGUCAGCCAGUGUUCAAAGAUGAGAUGAAAGUUUUGAAGUUUCUUUCUAGAAUUGUGAGAUGGAAAUUGUUUGGUUAAAGUGAAGCACUUACGUUUUGGUUUUGGUUUUCACGCUGAACGUGUAACUGAGUUUGACUUUGAGUAUAAUAUUCACUACUGUUCUUUUGAGGGUCACAUGUAUUUUUUUUAAUCGAGAUUGUAAAAUUGUUUUUCACCUGAUAAAGAAUGUUACUGAUUAUUUAGUUUUGUUCAUAUACAAUGUGUUGUAUUGAACCAGCCCUUUUUUCACUCAUGAUGACUUAUAUAUAUAUAUAUAUUUAAGGUGUGUAGUGUUGAGGACCAUAUCUGGUCUGUACAUAUUUGAAUAUAGCUGGCCAAAAAAAACUAAAAGUCUAUUACCUUCAAGAUACGUAGACCAACGGUUGGAUGUGUGAUCAGAUCUUCUGCUUGCUUUUCAUAUAAGAGGUCUUCUGCCUCGGACGUCAUCACAAAGCUUGCCUGCUGAAGUUGGCCAAUACAACACUGUACUGUAGCUUUGUCCACAGCUAGAAGAAAAAGCUCAUUGCUGUUAUGGUCGAGUGUCUGUCUGUGCAACAACACAAAUGAGGAUGGAAAGAGGACCAUCUAUGUUAUGGAGACAUUCCCUCCAGUAAUGUAUUGGUAUUAACACAGUAUGUACUGUAUAGGAGCUUAAACAACCAUAUACCGUUUCUUGACUGUCCAGCUCGCUAAUAAUCACCUAAAUUAAAUCUAGACAGGAAGUAUUGAAAAUUAGCAAGACGAUUGUUUAUUUUUUGCAAAUUUGGACUGCGAGGGAAUAUUUAAAAAAUUCAGUGUGGCCCUCUGGACCUCGUUGAAGACCGAAUGCCGUCCCUGGGGCAAAAUGAGUUUGACGCCACUGUUAUUUAUUUGGGUUCUUCUGAAACUCCAGCUAGGGUCUGCAGGUGGGCUUCACAGCAAGCUAAUGUGCUACCUGUCUAGAACACUUCUCUACUGUCCACUUCAUGUAUUGUAGCAGGUCUUAAUCGUGGUCUUCUGGCCUGCUUCUCAAACAACACCUGUACCUGGGUCGUUCUUGAGUUCCGAUGGCAUUUUGGGAAGAAAAAAAUGUAUUUUUUCUGUAUAUUUUUUAUUUAAAUGUAUUUGGGUACAUCUUUCCAUUCUAAAUCAAUUAAUAUGGCAGCUUAAUGACUUUAAAUAAUGUUUACCAUUAUGAUAACAUUGUGCCACCAGUAGGAGGAGUAACACCGACGAGACAUUUUAGGUUGAGGAUUUUCUUGUAAGGUCAUUAAAAAUAAUUUAAGUGAUAUGAUUAAUAAUUUUGCUCACAAUGUAAUUUCCCUUCAUUUAAAUUGAGUAACACCUGUUGGAUUAAAACACCAAAUUAUCAAUGGAAUCCUCAAAUUUAUGACAUGCUAAAAGGGUGUGAUUCGCUCUACAUUUUCUUUAACAUAGACCCCUCCCUCAAUAGGUUUGCCACUGGAGGGAAUGCUCAAGGUCGUUGUAUAUCUUUGCAAUGAGUGAUUUUCCAGGCGGUAACACCACUGACAUAAAACUGAUGGACAGUUUGAUCUAUACCAGGGGUGGGCAAGUCCAGUCCUCGGGGGGCCUGAUUGGUGUCACACUUUUGCCCCCACCACAGCUAACACACCUGACUCCAAUAAUCAAAGAAUCAUGAUCUUCAGUUUAGAAUGCAAUUAGUUUAAUCAGCUGUGUUAGAUAUAGGGAUGGGGGAAAAAGUGUGACAGCACUCCGGCCCCUGAGGACUGGAGUUGCCUAUCCCUGAUCUAUUAAAUACUUUUGUUCACUUUCUAGCAUUCAAAAUAAUCGAUCUCUAAAUCCUCAAAACAUGUCAAUACAACUUUACAUCACUACUGGAAAAAAGCCAAUUUGCUUAUCCUUAGUACAUUAAACAAUGCGUAAACAUAACGUUUUGCAGUAUAAAGGACUUAACAUUGUUUUACUAUUGAUAAACCGUUCCCUAUAAACAAAAACAUGUAUGAUGUGUAACUAUUUGUCAUUUUAAAGUGUGUUUUGUGGUUGCGAAGGCAAGGGAGGCAAAUCCCACUGCAAUUCAAGAACGACCCACCCCUUUGUCACUCCAGUUGCCAACUGUGUCCAACUUUACGACACACUAGCAGAGCAAACGCUGCAUUUUUAUCUUUGAAUUCUGCUAUUAUUUUGUGCUAUACUUUGUCGUUAUUUGCUUUCAGCUAUAGGUUCUCUCCUAGAGAGGAAAGGGAUUGUAAAUACCUGUUUUGGAUCUUUUUGGUUGUAAUAUCUUUUAAAAACUGCUGCCAUGUCUAAGGUCAAAUCCAUGUUCUUUUUGUGUUACGUUUGAAUAUAUGAGCUUGAAGUCCGUUCCGAUAGAGUUAUUAUUAUAAGAUGACCGAGGAUGAGAACUAAGAACUUGCCAGAGAGAGUGAAGAAAUCAUGCUGCAUCCUUACUUAAAGCUGAGGAGAUUGGAUAAGAUUGGUUUGCUCUCUCCCUACACUCAGAUGCGACUGAAACUUGUACAUAGUGUAAAGUAAAAAAAAACUUUCUCAUUUAUGGAGUUAUACUGUAUGUUACUACUGACCAAAUACAGCAUGAUGCCAGUAGGCCUACUAACUGCAUGUGUUGGUAUAACAUCUACACACACGCGCACACAAUCACACAAAAUGAAAUAGUAUUGGCAUACUUGUAUCUAUACAUUUGUAAUGGCUGUCCAGAAAGGGAGUGGGUGUGCAAUGGAAUUUGACAAUAAAAAGUAUUCUUACCA